GACAACACGUGUAAUGAGACGGCCUUUAAACCCUUACUCGUGAAACAAGUCCUCAUCCUCUCUCGGUCGUUCGUCGGUGGUAUCACUUUCGUUCAUCGUUUUGCCGAAGCACAAGAGAUUGAAUGAACAUGGAAGGCGCAAAUAGAACUCUACUGGUCGCGAGAAAGAAACCCAAGAGAAAAAUAAGCAAAAGACUUGUCAGGAGUAUCGCCACCUACCUCAAGUCCGAUGCAUACUUGUAUGCUCCUCCGUUUUCCGAUUUGUCACCCCUCCCGCCGAAGAUACAUACGCUUCCACCGUGUCACUCCGAGUCUUCCAAGGCUGAAGACUUACCUUGUGCAGAUAGCAGGAAUCCCAGGUCAGACAUUGCAGAGCAUACAUUGCAUAACGGAAGGAUCAGCUCUUCUAAACGAUCACUUGUCAUCUUAGACGGACAACGAACUGAAGUAAGCCGUUAAACUGGUCUUUCACCACCCUUUUCCUCUCUUACAG
This is a messenger RNA of Raphanus sativus (radish), 492 nucleotides long. RefSeq lists its product as uncharacterized. Lineage: Eukaryota; Viridiplantae; Streptophyta; Magnoliopsida; Brassicales; Brassicaceae. The transcript has 2 exons. The record is from RefSeq and is a predicted model, not a curated record. Bases 123 to 458 code for a protein of 111 amino acids.